CGGUAGACUAACGUUCCCCUGUCACUCCUGGCCUUACCUCGUGGGGGGUUAAGGUUGGAAUACCUUGUCGAUGGUUGGACCGUGGAAGUACCACACGGCGCAUCGCGGAGGCAGCCUGGGGAGUUGGGCAAGAGGAGGGUUGAUCCUAAGAUUGUGUCCUUGGAUUCUACAUAAAUCUCAGGUUUGGCCCUCCAAGUUGCCCUCGAUCGACAGGCUCAGUUACUCAUGUGUCGAUCAAUAACCUGUUAUGUGAUAUCUUCUUGAUUCACUACGUCGUUUUUGCUAUUUUCCUCGUUUUAUUCGCUGUUGUUGAUGCUGUGUUUUGUUCAGCUGUGGAAAGAGUUUCACGAAAUACGACAAAAAGUUUAUCACCACUUUUUUUUUUUUAAUCUGCAGCGCCUGCCUAUCUUACCUAAUCUACCCCACACACUUCGAUUCGCGUUUUGCGCAGGGUCCAACUUCCUUACCUGCCAGCGGCUGCAGCCGAGCACUAAACGAAGCCUAAACCAUAGUGCUGGAAAGCUCAAUUGGUUUCCCUACGUUUCUAAUUGGAAAUUGCAUCAUGGCAAAUAACGACCAAGUCGAUGGCUCCGCACGUGCUGUCCAGUAUUUAAAUCAAGACGCUACUCCCGAAAUAACCCAGAGACCCAAUAUUAAUGUCCCCCUUGACGUGAAUUACAACUUGCAGCGAUUCCUGAACCCACACCUCCACGCUGAAGGCCAACACCUAAGACCGCCGCAAUCUCCAACACCGCUCUCCGAAAAUGAGUCUCGCAUGCGCAUGACGUCAAUCUUGAGCUCUAUGGGGCUAGACACGCUGCCGAAACAGAAAUAAUGAAGAGUAAAAAUGAUCGGAAUUAUGACCUUAUCAUGCAUUAUGUUUUUUCAUUCUUUCCUAUCGUGUCAUUAUCAUUUAUGAUUGCGGUUUGGUUUGUUUUUUAUUUCUUGCAUAGCUGGUGGCGCUGAUAGGAGGAAUCGCAAUUCAUUCAUACAUAGGUCCAGACGGAACUGCAUCAGACGGAGGAAUCUUUUAGCGUUUCUAGCAUUUUAAGCAUU
This is a messenger RNA of Daldinia loculata, 1056 nucleotides long. RefSeq lists its product as uncharacterized. NCBI's taxonomy places the organism in Eukaryota, Fungi, Ascomycota, Sordariomycetes, Xylariales, Hypoxylaceae. The record is from RefSeq and is a predicted model, not a curated record. The coding region runs from base 563 to 835 and encodes 90 amino acids. The transcript is spliced from 2 exons.